Messenger RNA from Enhydra lutris kenyoni (northern sea otter), 860 nucleotides. Its product is annotated as CKLF like MARVEL transmembrane domain containing 5. The record is from RefSeq and is a predicted model, not a curated record. Gene Ontology annotation, cellular component: membrane. NCBI's taxonomy places the organism in Eukaryota, Metazoa, Chordata, Mammalia, Carnivora, Mustelidae. Bases 124 to 594 code for a protein of 156 amino acids. The transcript has 5 exons.
UUGCAGGUUUCUCCAAGUGCCUCCCUGCUUCUGUUUGCUUCCCCAUCUCUCCAGGUUUCUGUUUUCCCAGUUCCCUUCUCAGGCCGGUGGCAGUGGGGGCUGUGCCUGGUGGGCCCCACGGAGAUGCUCAGUGCUCGGGAUCGCCGGGAUGGGCUCCCUGCGGAGGGGGCAGCUGCGGGGCUCCAGGGCUUCGCUGUGGACAAGACUUUCCUCUCCUCCCUCAAAGGCAUCCUGCUGGAAACCGAGCUGGCCCUGACCUUCGUCAUCUUCAUCUGCUUCACGGCCUCCAUCUCCGCCUACAUGGCCGCAGCACUGCUGGAGUUCUUCAUCACGCUCGCCUUCCUCUUCCUCUACGCCACCCAGUACUACCUGCGCUUCGAUCGGCUGAACUGGCCCUGUCUGGACUUCCUCCGCUGUGUCAGUGCCAUCAUCAUCUUCCUGGUGGUCUCCUUUGCAGCUGUGACCUCCCGGGAUGGAGCUGCCAUUGCUGCUUUUGUGUUUGGCAUCAUCCUGGUUUCCGUCUUUGCCUACGAUGCUUUCAAGAUCUACCGGACCGAGAUGGCUCCCAGGACCACCCAGGAGGACCAGCAGUGACCCUGAGCUAACUGGCUCCUGGGCCCAGCCAGACAAAAGGAACAGAGCAGCCCUUUGGAUCCUUUGGAUUCCCUAGCCUGCAGCCUAAUGUCCCCCAGCCAGGCCUUCAGGGAUGGAGUCUGGCCUGAGAAGUCACCAGGGACUUGUCUGUGGGGCUCAGUGCUCCGAGAUCUGACUCCCGAUGAAGCUCUACUGGGAAGGGGGUGUUUUGGGGAGGGAGAGCAGGAAGAAGCUGAUCAUUCCCAAAUUAAAAGAUUCGAAUCCUA